Molecule: messenger RNA, 1241 nt
Organism: Hyaena hyaena (striped hyena)
Lineage: Eukaryota; Metazoa; Chordata; Mammalia; Carnivora; Hyaenidae
Gene: SDR16C5
Product: short chain dehydrogenase/reductase family 16C member 5
Exons: 7
Coding region: 92-1021 (309 amino acids)
Biological process (GO): retinol metabolic process; retinal metabolic process
Cellular component (GO): lipid droplet
Molecular function (GO): all-trans-retinol dehydrogenase (NAD+) activity
Source: RefSeq, a predicted model, not a curated record
GCCACCAGCCAGUGGGGCGGCGCGCGUAGCAGAGGGCGGACGGCUUCUCGGCGCACAGCGACGGCGGCGUGUCCCGGGUCUCAGCCACAACAUGUCUUCCAACCUGAAGUUCACCAAGGAAUUGGUCACUUUCAUAGGCAAGUCACUGAUUGCUCUUCUGGAGACCCUGAUUUUCACCUUCAUCCCCAGACCGCGGAAGAACGUGGCUGGGGAAAUUGUGCUCAUCACUGGGGCCGGGAGCGGAAUCGGAAGGCUCUUGGCCCUCAGAUUUGCCCGCCUGGGGUCGGUGCUGGUUCUCUGGGACAUCAACAAGCAAGGGAAUGAGGAGACACUCAGGAUGGCUCGGGAAGCCGGAGCCGUGAGAGUCUAUGCCUACACCUGCGACUGCAGCCGAAGGGAAGAAAUAUACAGAGUGGGCGAGCAGGUUAAAAAAGAAGUUGGCGAUGUCUCCAUCCUUAUCAACAAUGCCGGAGUCGUGACAGGCAACGAUUUCCUCAACUGCCCGGAUGAGCUGAUAGAAAAGUCUUUAGAUGUGAAUUUCAAAGCACACUUAUGGACUUAUAAAUGUUUCCUGCCUGCCAUGAUAGCCAAUGAUCAUGGCCAUUUGGUUUGCAUUUCAAGUUCAGCUGGAUUAGCUGGGAUAAAUAAACUGUCAGAUUACUGCGCAAGUAAAUUUGCAGCCAUUGGACUUGCUGAAUCUGUAUAUAUGGAAUCAAUAGCCCAGAAACUAAAGGGGAUCAAAAUGACUAUUGUGUGCCCAUUUUUUAUAAACACUGGGAUGUUUGAAGGUUGUUCUACUAACCGUCCUGUUCUGUUACCGAUUCUAGAACCAGAAUAUGUGGUUGCAAAGAUAGUAGAUGCUAUCUUGCAAGAGAAAGUGUACCUAUAUGUGCCAAGGAUUAUAUACCUCCUAAUGGUUCUUAAAAGCAUCUUUCCUACCAAGAUGGCCAUCCUUCUGGCUGACUUUAUGGGCAUCUUUAAUUUAAUGGAUGGCUUCGUUUGCAAGAACAAGAAAAACUAAAGGCCGAUCCACAGCUGACACCAUCUGACACCCAGUGUUUCAUAAUGCUCAUUUCAAUGAUGAAAAGCAUUUUUGUCCAAUAGCAUAGAUCUGGAAACUACAGGUUCCAGUCCUUUUCUGCUAUCUAAACCAGUAUUUUCAACUGAUCCUUUGAAAAUAAUGUUGCUAUCUGCUUUUUGGCUAGGUUUUUUUUUUUUUAAUAAAAAAGAAAUAGGCCAUU